Endocarpon pusillum Z07020 is the source of this 816-nucleotide messenger RNA. RefSeq lists its product as uncharacterized. NCBI's taxonomy places the organism in Eukaryota, Fungi, Ascomycota, Eurotiomycetes, Verrucariales, Verrucariaceae. Gene Ontology annotation, biological process: exocytosis. The coding region runs from base 1 to 816 and encodes 271 amino acids. Gene Ontology annotation, cellular component: Golgi to plasma membrane transport vesicle; cell tip. The transcript has a single exon. The record is from RefSeq and is a predicted model, not a curated record. Gene Ontology annotation, molecular function: guanyl-nucleotide exchange factor activity.
AUGUCCCUCGUGCAAUCCCUUCCUUCACAAAACCUCCCACACACUGUCUGCGCACAAUGCGGCUCCGGUAUCUCUCACAUAGGAAGCGCCGAAGAAGCGCAGCGUCGUAUCCUUGAGCUCGAAGCGCAGAUCCGGUCAUUGAACACUAAGGCUGCCGCUGCUGGUAAGAGCAUCCCGCCCCAUCCCUUGUUCCCCGGGUUGUGCUUGCUGACCCUUCCAAAGCCGACAAGCUGGCCGAUUACGAAGACGAGCUCAAUCUCCUGCGCUCGAAUGCUCAAAAUCAACGACCGAGCACAAGUUCCUCAUCUGGCAUCGUUUCUCCACCCCUCGAAAACGGCCAUCGCAUCCCUUCUCAAACCCAAUCCUCCCCACCGACGCAAGGACCCUCGCGUCUGUCCUCCCUGUCCUCGCUCCUCCCCGGCCGCCGCACCCCCAGUCCAAUCCCACCUGGCUCCCACUAUCACCAACAACACAUCCACCCACUCCCUCCCCACCGUCCUCCCAAACAACACAACCCAACCACCCGGUUCCCCCGAUCCCGCCUCCGAAACACUAACCACCAUGCUCCAAGCCGAGAAGAAAGCGCGCCUCGCAGCCGAAUCAUCCCUGUCCCAAGCACACAACGAGCUCGAGGAGCUGACGGCGCAGCUCUUCAGCCAGGCCAACGAGAUGGUCGCGACGGAGAGGAAAGCAAGGGCGAAAUUGGAGGAGAGGAUCGAGCUGUUGGAGAAGAGGGACGGGGAUAAGAGGGUGAGAUUAGACAGGCUAGAGAAGGCAAUGGGGAGGAUUGAGAGGGUGCGAGGGUUGGUUACCUAG